This is a messenger RNA of Ophidiomyces ophidiicola, 2430 nucleotides long. RefSeq lists its product as uncharacterized. Lineage: Eukaryota; Fungi; Ascomycota; Eurotiomycetes; Onygenales; Onygenaceae. The transcript is spliced from 5 exons. Gene Ontology annotation, biological process: transmembrane transport. Gene Ontology annotation, cellular component: membrane. The coding region runs from base 1 to 2430 and encodes 809 amino acids. Gene Ontology annotation, molecular function: secondary active sulfate transmembrane transporter activity. The record is from RefSeq and is a predicted model, not a curated record.
AUGGCGGCCAACCGUGCUGGUCGGUUUCUCGCCCGCGCACUUCGCAUCAACCUUGACUACCGCCAGGAGCCAGAAGACACAUAUCGCUCUGCGGCAAAGUCGAUUUCGUCGGUAGAUACUUUCGUGGAGAACGAGCCCACAGCCGCAGAAUGGCUUCUCAAGGGGCGACCAACCAUUGCUGCUACUAAGAGAUACGUUUGGAGUCUCUUUCCAUUCUGGUCAUGGAUCUUCCACUACAACUUCACAUGGCUGCUUGGAGACUUGAUUGCAGGUAUCACUGUCGGCUUUGUCGUGGUUCCACAAGGAAUGGCAUAUGCUCUCCUGGCCAAAUUGACACCUGAAUAUGGGCUAUAUACAUCUUUUGUCGGGUUCCUACUUUACUGGGCAUUUGCCACAUCAAAAGAUAUCACAAUUGGAGCUGUUGCUGUUCUGUCUACGAUCGUCGGGAAUGUGGUCAUAAAGGUUCAGGAUAUCCACCCUGACAUUCCAGCUGAUCAGAUAGCAAGAAGCUUAUCACUUAUCUGCGGAGGCUUUCUGUUAUUUGUUGGGUUGGUCAGAUGUGGCUGGGUCGUCGAAUUCAUCCCUCUGGUUACUAUCACCUCUUUUAUGACCGGUGCAGCUCUCUCCAUUGCCGUUGGCCAAGUGCCAGCCAUGAUGGGAAUCAGAGGAAUCAACACAAGAGAGGCAUCAUACUUGGUUUUCAUCAACACCAUGAAAAGUCUUCCUAGGUCACGACUUGAUGCCGCCCUAGGUUUGUCCGCGCUCUUUAUUCUUUAUGCCAUUCGAUGGUUCUGUGAAUUCAUGUCCUCGAGGCAACCAAACAAGCGUAAAAUGUGGUUUUUUGUCUCAACUCUCAGAAUGACCUUCGUUAUUCUUUUAUAUACCAUGGUUAGUUGGCUUGUGAACAGAGGCAUUUCGAACGCAGACCGUGCGAAGUUUAGAAUACUUGGCAGAGUUCCCAAAGGAUUUCAGCACCUUGGUGCUCCCAGUCUCGACAUACGGAUUCUCAAAGCUUUUGCUUCAGAUCUUCCGUCCACCAUCAUUGUCCUUAUCAUUGAGCACAUCGCUAUUUCUAAGUCAUUUGGACGAAUCAAUAACUAUGUCAUUGAUCCCUCCCAAGAACUAGUCGCCAUUGGCUUUACAAAUCUCCUGGGGCCAUUCUUAGGAGCAUACCCUGCAACUGGUUCUUUUUCGCGAACUGCCAUCAAAGCUAAAGCCGGGGUUCGAACACCACUGGCUGGAGUGUUUACAGCUGUCAUCGUUCUCUUGGCUCUCUAUGCUUUGACUUCGAUGUUUUUCUACAUCCCCAUGAGCGCGUUGGCAGGUUUAAUUAUCCACGCCGUUGGUGAUUUAAUCACCCCACCGAAUGUUGUCUAUCAUUUCUGGGAAAUUUCGCCAAUUGAGGUCAUCAUUUUCUUCAGCGGAGUACUGGUAACCGUUUUCACUCAAAUCGAAAAUGGAAUUUAUGUCACCAUCGCUGCGUCAGCAGCCGUGCUUCUAUUCCGAACUGCCAAAGCGAAAGGAAAUUUCCUUGGAAAGGUCAAUGUUUACCGUGUCACACACGACAAUCUUCAACGAAAGGGCGAUGGCUACGAAUUGAGUAAAGAUGAUCCAGCAUGGUCGGUUAGGGAGGCCUUUAUUCCAAUGCAGCAUCAAGAUGGGUCAAAUCCACUGAUUGAGGCGCGAUCUCCAUACCCCGGUAUCUUUGUCUAUCGAUUCAGUGAAGGAUUCAAUUACCCCAACCAAGCCCGAUAUCUCGACAAUUUAACAGCUUACAUCUUCCAAGAAACUCGACGAACUGAACUUCAAAGUUACGCGAAAUUAGGAGACAGACCAUGGAAUGAUCCUGGCCCACGCAGGGGAGAACAAGUCAACCUCAACGACGCCCGCCCUAUUCUCCGAGCUGUCGUCCUUGAUUUCUCCGCUGUUAAUAAUGUUGAUGUAACAUCUGUUCAGGGUCUUAUCGAUAUUCGCAACCAACUUGAUCGUCAUGCCUCCCCUGAAAUCGUCGAAUGGCAUUUUGCAAGCAUUAACAGUCGCUGGACAAAACGUGCCCUCGCUGCCGCAGGCUUCGGAUAUCCAUCAAAUAGCACCCCAGAAUCAGUCGGCCACUGGAGACCUAUUUUCAGUGUUGCAGAGUUAUCAGGUGCGGAGUCAGACUCGAUUACAACACGCAAAAGCAAAGCCGCCUCUCAUGGUGACGAGGUUGGGUCAGAGGAACAAAUCUACGAAUAUGAAGGUCCUGACGCGGGAAGAAAAGACACUCUACAGUUCCCAAGGAAGAUCGGUAAUGUACAUGGCAUCAACCGUCCUUUCUUCCACCUUGAUGUUCAGGCUGCUGUUGAAAGUGCAAUUUCGAAUAUCGAAAUGAGGAAGUCAAUCUCUCGAGCAGCAACGACGGUGGAGGCGGUCAACGAAAUAAAGGAAUGA